UGGUUUCGUCACUCGCCAAAAACAACAAAUUUCGUGAAAAUCGUAAUCAAAGUGCUUAAAUUUGUUGCAUUAUUUGUGCUCGCAGAGCUUUCGAAAGCUACAAGCCGUCAAGUACAAGCCGUGCCGUGCAAACGCUGGCGAGAUAAAAAAAAACAAACUAAAAUACCAGUACAAAAAACCCCAAAACGAGCGCAGAGGAAUUUCACCAUAGCACAAAGAACAGGGCGGAGCGGAGUGGCUGCCAGCGCAGAGUGUCUUCAUUGCAAUUAAACAUGAAAUUUUCUGCAACGACAACCAGAGCACAACAUUUUUGUAGAAUCGCCCAGCCAGAAGAGCACCAACAGCCGCGCACCUGUAUAAAUAAAAUACGAUCGCGUCCAGUGUCAACCUUCAUUCCGCAAUUGCAAUCGGUGUUCACCAUUUCCAAACGCCGCGUGCAGCAGCAGCAGCAAUACCACCAAAGACAAUUGUGUAGGAUUGCUAAAAAUUGGAAGCAUCAAAGCUUUUGCAUAGCUGCGUCCUGAUCAAAAUAUCUCCUGAUCUCUAACCUAAAACCCAACUAAAUUCAAAUUUAACCUAAAUUCUCGAGACAAAAUCAAUAAAUCGGAAGGAACACGUGCGUUCGGUUGCCGCCAAAGCGAGUAGACAUUUUUUUUGUCGUGUAGACUUCUCUGCGGUCAGAGUCGAGGACCCACUCGGCUACAGGGUAUUUAUUCCCUUUUGAGUUUGUGUUCAACUGAGCAGGCAGGUCGACAAUACCAACGAAAACGUCAUCGUUUUCAAAUAAAAUUUGUGAGAAACGCAAAAUCAAAAACAUCAACAUGCCGCGACGCAAUAAGAAAUCAGGAGGAGGACAAGGCAAAGGUCGGACUAAUGAGUCGAACUCCGAGGACGAGUCCUUUGAUAAUGUGAGCGUCUAUUCGCACGUCUCGGAGGUUGCCUCCUCGGAGGCCAACGACGACCUGGCCAAUGAGCGUUUCGAGGAGAAAUUCGAGAAGGCUCUGGAACAGGCCACCGAGAAGUCGGCCCAGACCCGUGUUCAGGCCCUCCAGGCUAUCUGUGAGCUGCUGAUGCACCGCUAUAUGCCCGAUUUCGUAGAGGACCGCAAGAUGACGCUGAUGGACUUUGUGGAGAAGAGCAUCCGUCGCGGCAAGGGUCAAGAGCAGGUUUGGGGCGCACGUCUGGCCCCCCUGCUGGUACUUCAGAUGGGCGGCGACAAGGGAAUCUCCAAGGCCAUGAACCAGUUUCUGUUGACCACCGUUCAGGACAAGUCCAUCGGCUUCGACGCCAGAGGCAAGUGCGUCACGGCUCUUGGACUGCUCAGCUUCUUGGGCUGCGAGGAUGUCGCCGAAUUGGUCCGCCUGAUGCAGUAUUUCGAGGCCAUCUUUGCCGGCAGCUAUCUGCGGGGCGACGACAAGACCCCAGUGUCGGUCACCGCCGAAGCGGGAGCUCUGCAUGCCGAGUCUUUAAGUGCUUGGGGCCUGCUCCUGACUCUCAUACCACCGGGUGAUUUCGUGUCGCUGAUGACCACCGGAAACAACAUGUUCCCAUCGAUCAAGAAGUUCUUGGGCCUCUUGCAGUCCCCACAUUUGGAUGUCCGCAUGGCCGCUGGCGAAACCAUUGCGUUGAUACUGGAAUCGGGUCGUGCCCACGAUGACGACUUCCUUGAGGAAGAAAUCGCCGAGCUGAGCGAGGCUGUCAAGCAGCUGGCCACCGAUUCGCACAAGUAUCGGGCCAAGCGCGAUCGCAAGGCUCAGCGUGCAACCUUCCGGGAUGUGUUGCGUUAUCUAGAGGAGGACAUUUCUCCGGAAAUCAACAUUCGCUUUGGCACGGAGUCCUUGACACUGGAUUCAUGGUCCAUUCACCACCAGUAUUCGGCCCUCUGCACAGUGAUGGGGCCUGGAAUGACCUCCCAGCUGCAGGAGAACGAGUUCAUACGCGACAUUUUCGAGCUGGGAGCGCGUCCCACCAACACUGGCAUCAAUGGCAAUGCCAAGAUAAAGCCGACCAAGCUGGAGCGCCAUCUGGUGAACGCUGCCGCGUUCAAGGCACGCUCCAUUUCGCGUGGAAAGAAUCGGGACAAGAGAUCGGCCGUCGUCACUUAAAGCUGCAAAAAUAAACCAUCCCUCUACUCGCCAACAGCGAAACAGCAUCCCAAAACAAAACAGAACAAAACGAAACCUCUCAAAAUCCCAUAGCCAACGACCCGCUAGUUGAAUUGUGUCUAUUCUAAUUGUAGCUUGAACAGGGCAUAGCAUAGCCAAAGCUGAAACUAAGUCUAAAUUUAGGAUAUGUUUCUGGAAAAACAGCAAAUGCAACAAAAUUGAAACAAAAUAUUUAUAAGCACUAAACACGAGCAUAGGCCAUUAUUAUUAAAAUAUUAGCACUAACACAAUAUUAAAUUGUGUGUGCUUCGAUCUGAAUUAUUGCACAUCUUUUGUUGUUAUGUAUAUGAAAUUUAGCCUGUACUCGUCGCAUGACUCCCCGCUUUCGGGGCGCUGGGGCGGGACAUGCCUCUUACGUUGUUGAUCUUGAUUUACACUAUAAAUAUAUACAUCCAAACCUACAUAUACUUUAUAUAUAGAAUCUAAAACAAAACUAUUUCUACUUCGAUGUCGUUGCUAAAAGUAGUUCAAAACAAAACAAAAAAAAA
Molecule: messenger RNA, 2653 nt
Organism: Drosophila miranda
Lineage: Eukaryota; Metazoa; Arthropoda; Insecta; Diptera; Drosophilidae
Gene: Ifrd1
Product: interferon-related developmental regulator 2
Exons: 5
Coding region: 822-2105 (427 amino acids)
Source: RefSeq, a predicted model, not a curated record